Calliphora vicina (urban bluebottle blowfly) is the source of this 2190-nucleotide messenger RNA. RefSeq lists its product as uncharacterized. NCBI's taxonomy places the organism in Eukaryota, Metazoa, Arthropoda, Insecta, Diptera, Calliphoridae. The coding region runs from base 1 to 2190 and encodes 729 amino acids. The record is from RefSeq and is a predicted model, not a curated record. The transcript has 2 exons.
AUGAGGUUAUGUUUUUCGUGUCUGGGUAGUGGACAUUCGAGUAGAUUUUGCCGUUAUCGAAAGACGUGUCCCGUAGAUGGUUGCCUAAGAAAACAUAACAAAUUAUUACAUGAUGUCAAAAUUAAUGAUGGUGGAAAAAAUGAGCUUUCGUCAGAGUCGCCUGCUCCAAGUGGUUCCACAAAUGAAAAUGAGUCUGUUCUUAGCUGUGUGUCUAAAGCUGCAGAUAAAGGUGUGUUGUUGUUCCGAGUGGUGCCAAUUGUGCUUUAUGGUCCCAGUAACAAAAUUGAAACCUAUGCGUUGUUGGAUGAAGGUUCGUCGGUUACUAUGGUGGACAGCUCCUUGGUGAAGAAACUUGGUCUUCAGGAGCAUCAAAGUCAAUUGAAUUUAAAUUGGUAUGCUGGUAAGGCAUCGCAAGAAACGGCAACAGUGGUUGAUAUGCACGUAAGUGGAAUUGGUAAGCAGAGAAAAUAUGCCUUGCGAAACGUUUAUGGAGUUUCAAAUUUAAAAUUGCCGGCCCAAAGCUUCAAUAUGGAUUUAAGUCGCCAUCCUGGUUUGCCCAUUAAAUUAUAUCAUGAUGUUGUCCACAAAGUUCUGAUUGGAUUAGAUCAUUGUCAUCUGGGACUUCCUGAUGAAAUUGUGUCUCUGGAUGAAAAUGGUCCAUAUGCUGCUAACACCCCAUUAGGAUGGGUCGUAUUUUGGAAAAUGAUGGUUCAGCCGGAGCAAAGACUCUAUGACUUGGUGGCAAAUUAUUUUGAAACGGAGAAUUUUGGUGUGAAGUUAUUGCCGGUCAUAGAAUCAAAGGAUGACUUACGGGCUCGAAAAAUAUUGAAUGAAACUACAGUUAAGAUUGAUGGUAGAUUCCAAACUCGGCUCUUGUGGCGUGCAGAUGAUGUUGUGUUGCCUGAUAGCUACUCCAUGGCUCUAAAUAGACUUGUUGGAAUUGAGCGAAAGAUGAAAAGAAGUCCUGAAUUUGGUGCUGCCUACAAAUCCAUUAUGAAGGACUAUUUGUCCAAGAGAGGUAAAUUGUCGCCUAAUGAAGUUGCUGAUUUGUGCCCCAGGACUUGGUAUCUUCCGCAUUUUGGAGUAAUUAAUCCUAAUAAGCCAGGAAAAAUUCGUUUAGUGUUUGAUGCUGCCGCAACUGUUGAAGGUGUUUCCCUGAAUUCUAAACUGCUAAAAGGCCCGCAGCAAUAUAAGCCUCUGCCAUCCGUUUUAUUUAAUUUUGGAGUUGGUGCUGUAGCAGUGUGUGGAGACAUCAAAGAAAUGUUUCACCAGGUCCUUGUAGCUCCUGAAGAUAAAUGCUCUCAAAGAUUCCUAUGGCGCGACGACAAUAGAGAACCACCUGAUUUUUAUGAAAUGCUCGUUAUGACUUUUGGUGCUGCUUGCUCGCCUUGCGUAGCCCAUUAUGUCAAAGAAACAAAUGCCCUAAGCUAUCGUGAUAAAUAUCCUCGUGCAGUGAAGCCGAUUGUUGAUCAUCAUUAUGUAGAUGAUUUUGUGGAUAGUUUUCCGACGUCAGCAAGGGCCAUUGAGAUUGCCAAACAAGUUCGCGACAUUCAUAAAUCAGCUGGGUUUGAACUACGUAAUUUUUCAUCGAACUCUUCAAAAGUAAUUGUGGCUCUGAAAGGUACAGUGGAAAGUCCGGUGAAUUUUUCCAGCGAUGUCAACCAGCUACAAUCAGAGAAGAUACUUGGUAUGUAUUGGCAACCUAAAGAUGAUACUUUCAGGUUCAAUUUGAAGUUCCACAACGUGAAUGCUGAUGUUAUAGAAGGUAUGAGGUGUCCAACAAAACGCAAGCUUUUAAGUGUGGUUGUGUCUGAUCCACUUGGUUUCCUGAGCUACUACAUGAUAACGGCAAAGUUACUGAUACGUGAAGUUUGGAGACACAAUAUACGAUGGGAUGAUGCAUUGCCCGGAGAAUUAAACGAGAUGUGGAAUAAUUGGCGCCAAGAGCUACAAAAUGUCAUCCAUGUUAAAGUGCCUCGAUUUUAUUUUAGAAAUGGUGUUCCUUCUCGCCUGGAACUACAUGUUUUUGUCGACGCUAUUGAAGAUGCAUUUGGUGCCGUGUCAUACUGGAGGUCUAUAAAUGCUGAUAAUAAAAUUGAAGUGACUUUUGUAGCUGCAAAAACUAGAUGUGCUCCUCUGAAAGCAAUGAGUAUUCCUCGGCUCGAACUUCAGGCUGCUGCUGUCGUUUGA